This is a messenger RNA of Suillus discolor, 366 nucleotides long. RefSeq lists its product as uncharacterized. The transcript is spliced from 3 exons. NCBI's taxonomy places the organism in Eukaryota, Fungi, Basidiomycota, Agaricomycetes, Boletales, Suillaceae. Bases 169 to 333 code for a protein of 54 amino acids. The record is from RefSeq and is a predicted model, not a curated record.
CUUCUGCUCUGCCGAAGGUUGUCUUUCCUUCUAUGCUCGAUUUCCUCAAUUCCAGCGAAUGUGAACACUGCAUCCCAGAAUGCCACCAAGCCGAGAGCGUCUAGCGCAUUGCUCCCCUCAACAUCAAAUAUCCAUGGCACCUAGCGCUGUUUCAAGCUGGGCAACUUGAUGCUGUCCUCGUGUCCAGGAAAGAAGGUGCGCCUCGCGGGUCCGGUCAGAGGGCGUAGCGCCGUUCGUCGAGAUCUCGAUACUGAUCUACGGCGCAUAAGUCAAGUCGGAGCAUGCUGUAUUGUCUGGUUAGUUGAUGUAUUAGCGUGUUAUGUGCUUAGUUGACUGUUUUGUAGUUGUCUGGAUGACGAAGAGCUC